AUGAGAAGGUAUAAACACUUAUCAGAAUAAGUUAGUUACUUUAAUGUAUACGCCAAUUUAUGGUAAUCGAUCAUCUUUUUUUUUUAAUUAAUUGAUAUUCAUAGUCUACUGUAUAUGGUUACAAGAAUAAGAAUCAUGCAAGAUCUUUUAAAACUUAUGAUGAAAAGACAGAUAGAAAAAUAACAAGAAUUUAAAUAUUCUUAGAAUUAUUUAUUAAUUAUAAAUUAUUAUUUUUGCCUUUAUUUAUAAUAUUUGAUAUAAAUAUUUUUUGUUUCACUUAUUACUUAAUUUUUAUGA
Paramecium pentaurelia is the source of this 297-nucleotide messenger RNA. The record is from the annotation of a GenBank genome assembly. Lineage: Eukaryota; Ciliophora; Oligohymenophorea; Peniculida; Parameciidae.